ACUCUUCGAUUUUGCAAACAGCCGAGUAGAACAAACAAAUCUAGAAUUAACAAAUUUUUCCAACAACCGGCAUGCCAAACAAAUCUUCCCAAGCAGACAGGGAGUAACCAAGAAGCAAAUAAUACUUUAUUUGCAAAAAAUAUUAUGUCAGCAGCCAGCAUGCCGACAACCGCAGGAGCUCAGGGAUCGGGAAAUCAAGUACCCACAACCAGCACUACCAUUUUAAGCAACUUCCGGGAGCUGAUCAAGGAGCCGAAGAAUCUCGACGAGGCGGCCAAUUAUCUGUACCAGACGCUGCUCGAUGACGCCGUGGCCGGGAUCUUCAUCGAGACACACCACCUGCGAAAGUCGGGGAACCUGGCCGCCUUGGACGGAGUGCCGGAGGACUCGACUUAUCGCAUCUGCGAGAUGCCCAACCUGGACAUAUUCGGCAUCUCGACGGCCAAGAAGCCAAUGGACUGCACCUGUCCCAACUGUGAUCGCCUGGUGGCCGCCGCCCGCUUCGCCCCGCACCUGGAAAAGUGCAUGGGCAUGGGCCGGAUAUCCUCGCGGAUCGCCUCCCGUCGCCUGGCCACCAAAGAGGGAGCCACAUCCGCCCACCUGCACUCGGCCGGAAAUGCCGGGGGCACCGACGACGAGGACGACGUGGACUGGUCGUCCGAUAAGCGCCGCAAGAAACCCAACCAGAACUCGCGGAACAACGGUUCCAAAAAGAACAAUGGCAAAACCUUUUAGCUCGUAGUAAAGAUACUGAUCUGAGUGUAACUAGCCAUAAAAGAAGACUAUC
This is a messenger RNA of Drosophila takahashii, 787 nucleotides long. RefSeq names its product SAGA associated factor 11kDa (gene Sgf11). Gene Ontology annotation, biological process: regulation of transcription by RNA polymerase II; positive regulation of DNA-templated transcription. Gene Ontology annotation, molecular function: transcription coactivator activity. The record is from RefSeq and is a predicted model, not a curated record. Gene Ontology annotation, cellular component: SAGA complex; DUBm complex. NCBI's taxonomy places the organism in Eukaryota, Metazoa, Arthropoda, Insecta, Diptera, Drosophilidae.